AUGUAUGGAAACGCCUGGCUGCGACGUAGAGCAAUCACAAUGACAUUUACAACGACGCGACGGUGGCAUCAUAUUUUUGUCGUGCUUCUGCUCCUGGCAAUACUCACCGUGGUGCAUGUAUUAUUGGUGGGCUCGACUGUCGAUCUCGAUCGGUACCACAGAAAAAUCAUCAACGUGAACGGCACGUCUACUGCAUCCAGUGCAAUGGACGGGCCGUCUACUGCGUCCAGUUCACUGGACGGAACGUCCAAUACAUCCAGUUCACUGAACGGGACGUCCACUGCAUCCACUCAAGAAUCAGAAUCGUCAGCAAAACCACCUCAAUCGCAACUAUUGUACUACAAUUAUAGUGCAUUCAAUUUUCUCCGUCUACCAAUAUUUCAAGAUGCAGUAGAAUGCCCAAACGCAAACGUACACUUCAUCAUACGAUCUCAUCCAAAAGCUGUUGACGAUAGGCAGUUUGUUCGGGGUUCGUGGGGUCAAACCUUGAAAAAUCACUUGCUUGCCAAAUGCUCGAAUGCAUCUGAUCCGUUACGGAUAUCUGAGGCGAAAUUGCUUAUGCCUCACAUGUCACUGGGCGCAAACGUGUGGCUGAUGCAGUUCACAUUUAGAUCAGAUUACAGUUUGUUCUUCCGUAUUGGAGCCAUUUGUUUUUGGGUUCUUUCGGAUAACGGAAAUGUUUUGGCAACCAAAACAUUGUUUAGGUUGGGCUUUAUGAAUCUGAGGUGA
Molecule: messenger RNA, 729 nt
Organism: Anisakis simplex (herring worm)
Lineage: Eukaryota; Metazoa; Nematoda; Chromadorea; Rhabditida; Anisakidae
Source: the annotation of a GenBank genome assembly